This is a messenger RNA of Zygotorulaspora mrakii, 384 nucleotides long. It is a transcript of the gene SDH8, whose product is annotated as Sdh8p. The coding region runs from base 1 to 384 and encodes 127 amino acids. Gene Ontology annotation, biological process: mitochondrial respiratory chain complex II assembly. The transcript has a single exon. Gene Ontology annotation, cellular component: mitochondrion. The record is from RefSeq and is a predicted model, not a curated record. NCBI's taxonomy places the organism in Eukaryota, Fungi, Ascomycota, Saccharomycetes, Saccharomycetales, Saccharomycetaceae.
AUGCGCUUAGUUCUGAGGAAUAUAUUGAGAGUGAGAGGACCUAACGUGGGUGCUAGAAGAUUACUGAAUGUAGACAGAACGCCUGGUCCACCACGGUUACCAAAGGAGGAUCAAGAGGAGUUCGAAAGGCUACAGAAAAUUGCACAAAGCCAGGACGCAAUUGAUGAGUACAAUCGCAAGCUUGAAAAUGAUCCCACCAAGGAGAGUUUGAAAUCAUCUAUAUUGACGAAGAAUGAUAUCGGUUCGUUCUCACCGGAGUUUUCCAAGACUAUACCAGAGUUUGAAGGGGAGAGAAAUCCAGUUACUGGAGAGAUUGGGGGACCUAAACAGGAUCCCUUAAGGCACGGAGAUUACUCGUUCAAUGGCAGAGUUACAGAUUUUUAG